GAGAAAUAAUAUCUUAGAAUCUCUCGGAAUACAAUGGCAUAUCAUUCUUAGAUUUUAAACAUCUAGAUAACCGAUAGAUGACAAGUAAUCUAAACCCCCGGCAUUAUCCCAGAACUCUCCGUUCUGCAAGCGGAGACAUUCACACCUGAGCCGAUAGAACCGCAGGAACGUCACUUCUAUAAAUCACUAUGGGCCACAACCCUAAGCGCCGCUGUGUCACUUGAUGCUACCAUAAAGUGAUAUCAGAGAGCAGUGAUUCAUUGAAGCAAAUUUCGUCUCCUUUGAUACGCUAUGUAAGACCAAACUGAAGCAAACACUGCGCGCGUUUGAUAAGAAGUACAACCUCCAAGUGAAGCGCCAACAUUCCAACCACUUCAACCCUUACUGAUGCCCCUGAAGCCAUGGCGGAAUCAAUGCUGAUAGAAUGUCCGUUUCAACUGAAUUGCGACUACAAGACGACCAGCGAAUAUCAGAUCAUGGUAAGGCCUCCCCUCUCACGUGCUCCAGUCCGACUAACCUCAUAUCAGUUACACAUGGAAACUCUGCACUCAGAAGAUGGACGAUCUCCAUUUAUGGUGACAGACGAUGCGAGUAUUGCCGCUAUAGCAGCUAUGGACGAUGAACCGCAGUAUUCGAUAUGUCCGGUUGAAGGCUGCGGCGAACAAGUCCUCUGGAUGGAGUUUGAUAACCACAUAGAUUUUCAUACCGCGGAACAAGAGCAAGAAUCCAGUUCAGCCGAUGAAUCAAGUCUAGCACAUAAGAAGGUUAAGCUUGGUCCCAAGUCUGAGCCUAUCUUUGAUAAUAAUAUCCCUCAUGCCCUCCGAGCCGCAAAAGAUGAUGGAGGUCCAUCCUCUUCCAAUGGGCCACAGCCAUCUCGUCGAGAAAUCGCAAAAGAAGCCUGGAAAGCACUUUUAAGAAUGCCGCCUGAACAAAAAACAGCUCUUUCCUCCGCUAAUGGUCCCUCCAAGGAUUCUAGACGGAGACUGGGGGUAAGUGGAUCGUCCCUCUUUGAUUCCAUGCAUCAUGAGGUAUUAAGAGUAGUUAAGAAAUCGGAGUUAGGUCCGCAUGCCAAUGAAAAACAAAUGCCCUCCUGGCUUGUAGAUUUACUGGAACGAAAGGAUGGCGAGACUACGACAAUGAAUCGACUGGAUGAUCGGGGAAAGAUCAUUAAAGUUAGAGUCUGUCCGAAUCGAUCCGAGGAGAUUCUACCUGUUUUGCACCAGCUGUUGACCCAAGAUGAGAACGUGGACUAUGCGUAUCUGUGUCAUCCAGUUGUUAAACAUGUUUCCAGCUUAAAACGUGAAGGUAGGGACUUGUUAUUAUUUGUACGAAUGACGUCUGACAUCCUCAGGUGGCUUCUGUGGCUAUCGAAAUAUUCAGACGAUGAGCUCGUACAUUGUGGGUGUCAACUCACAAGGUCAUGAGGCUCUCAAAAGCAGAAUCCCCACAAUCUUCGAGAUUCAAGACCAUAUCGAGACUGCUUGGGAUCUGGGCAUCAACUCUCGAGGACGUAUCGAAACAGGCGGUAUUCGUGGAACCCGAAAAUACAUCGGAACCCCUGAAGUAAGCCUGAACGUCUUUUCUAAAUACGUCCACGUUCUAACUAAGUUUUAGGCCGAAGCAAUGUUCUCGAAGCUUGGUGUAGCGUAAGCAGAUCUCCCUCCCAUUGGCACCCACAUCUAAUUCUCCAAGCUGUGACACAACAGCAAUCAAAGCCUCCAAACCCCGACGCGACAAACGAGAUUCCCAUCCCGAGCCAGCAUACACGCCCUCUUAUCAACUUCUCUUCCAACACGUCGAGAGAUAUUUCAACUCCGGCUGCACAAACUACGAUCCAAAAAUCAGAUGUACCUUAUUACCACCCAUCUACUUCCAGCAUCCAGGUCAGUCUCCCUUCCUCCUUCAUUUUCCUAAUAUCUCCUUUCCAUGGCUAGGUAACAUAUUCACUCAACCAGGCCACUCCCUAACCAUAAUCGGUCUCGAAAAACUCUCCGACGGCACCAAAAACCUCAUCGUCUUCGACCCCAUGUAUCGUGACCCCCCCUCGGUAACCAAACACGUAGGCCGAUCACAGUUCACACACAAAAGCCCCGAGGAUGCGCUCAAAUUGUAUCGAAGAGGAAAGAGGUAUCUGAGCAAGUAUAAUGAGUUUGAGACUUUGACGUAUGUUCCCUCACCUCACCUCUUGGGGCGCUGGUUUGCUAAUGAGAUAGACUCUGUCCACCCGUCGGACAGAAAGGCGAUGUUGAGAAACCUGGUGGUGGCAUGUAUGAUGAUGGGGAUUAUGAGGAUGGGUAUGGGGAGUAGAGCAGCAGUUGGGGGUAUUAUGUUGUGUGAUGAGAGUCAGUUGGGGGAUCAGGGGUACAUCUUGACCUCCAGAUGUUUGUAUCUCUCUUUGCAAGCUUUCUUCCACCAGUACUCGUACUAGGGACCUGGGAUUUGGACUUACAUCUCAUUGCUUGGCAAUUAGGGCUUGAAGAGAAAUUAACUUGCUACUUGUAAUACAUAGCGCUUCGGGCAUUUUUUGGUGUUUUAUGGGCUUUUGCUAUUAAUACAUUUGACACUUGAUCGCUG
Molecule: messenger RNA, 2574 nt
Organism: Hymenoscyphus albidus
Lineage: Eukaryota; Fungi; Ascomycota; Leotiomycetes; Helotiales; Helotiaceae
Source: the annotation of a GenBank genome assembly